Molecule: messenger RNA, 2800 nt
Organism: Schistosoma rodhaini
Lineage: Eukaryota; Metazoa; Platyhelminthes; Trematoda; Strigeidida; Schistosomatidae
Source: the annotation of a GenBank genome assembly
UAUUUGUUUAACUGAUCACACUACUCUCACUUUCUGAUUUUGAAUUGUACGGAUCUGCACCCACAUUCAAAUUGUGAGUUCACGCGGCAAUUCAAGUUACUCCUAAGUGGACGUUAGAUUCAUAUUUUCAUAGUAAUCUCAUGUAUUCUGUUGUCUUGAUCUCCGAUGCUAUCAGGGCAUCUAUGUGUACUCACCAAUCACUUCACCCUCCUUUUUACUGCUGCACUUCAGUUCCAUGACCCAGCCUCCUGUCAGUGUAAGGCUAACACUUCCGGCAAAGCAGAAUUUUCUUGGGGGAUCAGGACUUGUGCAAGUGCUACAGGCUCAGCCAUGUUCAGACGCUCAAGCGGUCAUCCAACAAAGGUCGCAAAACCUGAAACCCUUGACUACUAUUCGUCCGUUUGUCCCAACCGUUCCUGGCAUGGCAAUCAAUACUAACACGGCCGUGCAAUAUGUAAGAAAGCCUGCAGAAAUAUCUGUUUUGGGUGCAGCAGGUACAUUUGUCGCUACGCCAAUGAACCAAACGUUUACUCCAUUUGUAAACCCGAUUAUGAAUUUAAACCCUAGCUUAAUUUCCUCCAUUCCGGGUGGUCCCACAGGGGGUCCUGGACAAGUGAGUAGCCUAAGCGCCACAGGUGGAGUUCUCUCAAGCUUAGCAAAUUCACGCAAACCUUGUAAUUGCACAAAGUCACAUUGUCUAAAACUUUAUUGCGAAUGCUUCGCACAGGGACAGCUUUGUCAAAAUUGUAACUGCAAUAACUGUAUGAAUAAUCUAGCCUAUGAAGAGGAGCGCGGAAGAGCUAUUAAGAUGACUUUAGAACGUAAUCCUACAGCAUUUCAUCCAAAAAUUGGUCGUGGAGAAGGUGAAAGGAAGCAUACUAAGGGUUGUAAUUGCAAGCGUUCAGGAUGUUUGAAAAACUAUUGUGAGUGUUAUGAAGCAAAGAUAAGCUGCUCUGAUCUAUGUCGUUGUCAAGGCUGCCGUAAUACAGAGGAUAGCGUAGAAAGGCGCUCGCUCAUGCGCUUGGCUGCAAUGGGAGCUUUGAGAUCAAGGCAACCAUCGUCUUUCAAAAAGCAUUUGGUGAAACCUCCCUCCGAAACCCUACCGCAUGUGUUCUUCACCUGGGAAGUAAUCGAGGCAACUGCUAGCUGUUUAUUAGCGCAAGCUGAUGAAGCAGAACGUCGUGACUUACCUCCAGCAGCACAAGAACGAAUACUUCUGGAGGAAUUUGGACGUACACUGGAACGCGUAAUUGAGGCAGCUAGUAAGGCACAAAUACGAUCGUCCAGUGGCAUCCAUACGUCUGCUUCAAUUGAUGAUAAUGAUCAAGGACUAAUACAUAGUGGUGGAUCGACUGGUCCAGGAAGUCUAGGUGGGAAAGGCAGUGGGGCGGUCGGAGUAGCUGCAGCAGCUGCCGCGGCCGCAGAUGUCCUACGGGACGAUGAGGAUGACGAGGAUAAAAUGAUGCAUGAUAUUGAUGUCGAAGAGGAAGAUGAUCCUGACGAAAUGGAUGAUGAAAUGUAUGGUAUUGUUGGUGGGCCGACGAUUUCACGUCAUGGACACUCUCGCUCUCAUCUAGGGCGCCGUCAUAUACCAAGCAGUCACCGGUCUACACAUCUGGUUCCUGAGCUAGAAGAUGACAUAAUGAGUGAUGAAGAUCCUGUCGAAAGAGCCCAUGCCAUAUCAUCUAGUAAUCGACAAGGAAUAAUGCCACAUAGGUAUCAGGAAAUGCAUUCGCGUCGAACAUCGCAAACUGUUGAAGACCGAUAUAUUCAUUCACGUCGAAGUAUGAGUAGUCGCAGUUAUCGUCAUCAUGAUCCGGACUCAAUGGUAUAAUCUAUGGUUUAUCUUUCUGUAUGACAUUGCCCAUACAUUUGUAAAGUAACCAAACAUUUUGUAUACACAACCUACACAGAAUUAUGAUUCAAUUAGUGUUUCCUCUUACAAUUUAUGAGUCAACUACUAUGUUAAACAUCGUGUAUUUUUAAAUCUGUAUAAUACAUUAUUAUUUUACACAAGCUCAUUUUCGUUUUAUUCGAGCAUUAAGUUGGUGAACAUAAGCUUACCAACGCGCACGUAGUUUUCACGCUCUUCUUUAGUCAUUGUCCUCACCAUCGCUGGAGUUACAUCUGUAUAAAGCAUAAGCUGACCUCCAACAGUAACCUCGAAUUUCUUUGGGUGAAGGUCCACAGACGUAUUUUCUAAAAUACAAAGAGGGAUUGAGUUUUGGAUAGUGGCUAGUUGAACAUGAACUACAGAUUGAAAAUACUAGGAACAUGUGGUUUAACUUUUUUGUCUACUAAACUAUUUGAGCUCGUUAACGAGAAAAUUGUGAUUCCCAUUCAUAUUAGGCAAUGAAUCGUACGUUUAUGCGAAAAAAGCAGGUUAAUAUGAACAGACACUUGGGUAGCAGAGUGUUCAUGCCCUACACAGCGUUCAACCACAAAGUAGGACGUUUGACAAAUCUUAUCGAUCCACGAACGCGUACUCAACAUCACGAAUAAAUUGAGAGGAUACACAAGCACAAUGUGGACAUAAUACUUAUAGUAGGAGAAGAGCGAAUACAGGUUAAAAAUGAAGUGAAAACUACCAGACUUUAAUAUAAAGAGGGGAUUUAGCAUAUCUGCAUCACUAAUCAAGUUCGGGACAUGCCUCAGAGCCUUUCUAACUGCAAAUUACGGCUAGUGGGUUUGGUUAUAAAAUACAGCAAUGACAUUAUUUAUAUACUCCCGACCGUUGCUGCUACCUUGACAUGGUGGUCGGGCUUGCCUAUCGUGAUGAACACAUCGACCUAUACUGGCU